UUAGUUGCGUUAUAAGCAAUGGUGGUUGCUUCUAACCUUAAUAAAAGCAUUUUUAAUAUUACUCGAAAAUAAAAAGACGGAUACAUGAAGAAGCCAUAAGAAAGAACAAGAAUGGAACAACAUAGGAGAGAUAUAAUAUACGACUUGAAAUUCAAUAUUGGACGUUUAGUUUUAAGAACACUAAAAGCUACACCGAAUUUUGUUGGUCAGGUGGAAUAUGGAACGGGAAGGCAAAGUACAUUUCAGGAGAUGAGAGAGAAAAGUGUGAUGUGUGCAUUAUGGCUAAAGAAACAAGGUAUUAAACCUGAUGACAUAGUAGUGAUAUGCACGAAUAACCAUUUUGAUGCCUAUAUACCGUAUCUAGCGUGUUUGUAUAUAUGUGCAAUUGCAAAUCCGUGGGAUGUUUAUCUCACAAAAACAGAAGGAAACUUAAGGUAUUUUUUGAAUCUAUGCAAACCAAAGGUAAUGUUCGUCGACAGUAAAAUUGCUGCAACUGUUUAUAAGACUGCUACGGAAUUUAAUUACUCUACAAAAAUUGUAGUUUUUGAUGAAAUUGAAAAAUUCGAAUCUCUCCAAUCAAUUCUGAAUAAUAAUUCUCAUAAAGCCGAAAUUAAUAAUUUCCACGCUUCUCGGGAUUUAAAACAGAAUCACACGGUGAUGAUAUUGUUCACUUCCGGUACGACGGGUUUGCCCAAAGCUGUGAACAUUUCUGAUACAAUUUUUACAGAUUGGGCAAACGGCCAGUCUAUCUUAUCUCGUAAUAGCAUCGGUCUCUGGUUCGUAUCCUUGGGUUGCAUUAUCGGCGCUGUUAUGACUGUUCGUAGUGUGCUCUCUCGUGUUAAAGUAAUAAAACCAACGCAAUGUUUCUAUUCAGAAGAUAUGUGUGACAUGAUACAAAAACACAGAGUAUCUUGGGUAAUUCUUGAAACUAAUGUGUUGUAUCAUUUAUUACCUUGUUUCAAUUAUGAUCUCUCGAAGCGAUACGAUAUAUCGUCCUUAAAAUGCAUCAUAUUUGGUGGUUUUAGACUUUCUGGUAGUAUUCACAAGAGAUUUUGUAAUGCAUUGCAAGGCGUUUCUAUCAUUCAAAUAUACUACACGACUGAAACUGGUAUUGUCACGCAGCAGGGGAGACGUGAAAAAUAUGGCUGUAGUGGUCAGCCAGCUAUAGAUGUUAAUUUAAGGAUCAUCAGUAUACACGGCAAUAUGUGCAGUCCAAUGGAGAUCGGUAACAUCUAUUGCUAUACUCUGAGAUUAUUUAACAGCUAUUACAAAAAUAGCACAGCUACACUUACUGUAGACAUGCAGGGAUGGUUCUGUACUGGAGAUGUCGGUUUUUUCGAUAAUGAUGGUGAUAUCUUUGUUCUUGAUCGCAAAGUAAAUGUUUAUAAUGGCAUACAUCAUUGGAUUAUACCAAACCAUAUUGAAAACGUGUUAGUGCAGCAUCCGCGUGUAUCCAGUGUUCAUAUAAUACCAAUGUUAUAUCUAAAUGAAAACCAUCUAAUGAUAUUUGUUGAAAAACUCGAUCCGGAGGCACAGGUUGACACAAAAGAUUUGACAGAAUUAGUACGAUUUUAUUGUUGUAAAGAACUAAUGUACUCUUUAAAAUAUAAGCUUCACUUUUAUAUUGUAGAUGAUAUACCACGUGAUUCCUCUGGCAAAAUGGAUCUAUUGAUGUUACUUCAAUUAAAAAAAGACUGUUUACUUAUAUGAACGAUGUAAGUAAAGACAGAUAUCGAUCGAUCUAUAUUGACAUAUGUGAUGUAUAUUAAUGUGUGCAACUAUAUAUUUUUUUUCUUUGCGGUCAUAUAAAAGCGGUCAUAUA
Messenger RNA from Linepithema humile (Argentine ant), 1822 nucleotides. NCBI's taxonomy places the organism in Eukaryota, Metazoa, Arthropoda, Insecta, Hymenoptera, Formicidae. The record is from RefSeq and is a predicted model, not a curated record.